Molecule: messenger RNA, 1245 nt
Organism: Haliotis rufescens (red abalone)
Lineage: Eukaryota; Metazoa; Mollusca; Gastropoda; Lepetellida; Haliotidae
Product: repetin-like
Exons: 1
Coding region: 1-1245 (414 amino acids)
Source: RefSeq, a predicted model, not a curated record
AUGGUGGUCAGCCAACCAGACAGGGGAAGUCAGCCAACCAGACAGGGGAAGUCACCCAGACAGGGGAAGUCAGCCAGACAGGAGAAGUCAGCCAGACAGGGGAAGUCAGCCAGACAGGGGAAGUCAGCCAGACAGGGGAAGUCAGCCAGACAGGGGACGUCACCUAGACAGGGGAAGUCAGCCAGACAGGGGAAGUCAGCUAGACAGGGGAAGUCACCCAGACAGGAGAAGUCAGCCAGACAGGGGAAGUCACCCAGACAGGAGAAGUCAGCCAGACAGGGGAAGUCAGCCAGACAGGGGAAGUCAGCCAGACAGGAGAAGUCAGCCAGACAGGGGAAGUCAACCAGACAGGGGAAGUCAGCCAGACAGGGGAAGUCACCCAGACAGGGGAAGUCAGCCAGACAGGGGAAGUCAGCCAGACAGGGGAAGUCACCCAGACAGGAGAAGUCAGCCAGACAGGGGAAGUCACCCAGACAGGAGAAGUCAGCCAGACAGGGGAAGUCAGCCAGACAGGGGAAGUCAGCCAGACAGGGGAAGUCAACCAGACAGGGGAAGUCAGCCAGACAGGGGAAGUCAGCCAGACAGGAGAAGUCAGCCAGACAGGGGAAGUCAGCAAGACAGGGGAAGUCAGCCAGACAGGGGAAGUCAGCAAGACAGGGGAAGUCACCCAGACAGGGGAAGUCAGCCAGACAGGGGAAGUCACCCAGACAGGGGAAGUCACCCAGACAGGGGAAGUCAGCCAGACAGGGGAAGUCACCCAGACAGGAGAAGUCAGCCAGACAGGGGAAGUCAGCCAGACAGGGGAAGUCAGCCAGACAGGGGACGUCACCUAGACAGGGGAAGUCAGCCAGACAGGGGAAGUCAGCCAGACAGGGGAAGUCAGCCAGACAGGGGACGUCACCUAGACAGGGGAAGUCAGCCAGACAGGGGAAGUCAGCCAGACAGGGGAAGUCAGCAAGACAGGGGAAGUCACCCAGACAGGGGAAGUCACCCAGACUGAGGGAGUCAGCCAACCAGACAGGGGAAGUCAGCCAACUAGACAGGGGAAGUCAGCCAUUCAGACAGGGGAAGUCAGCCAGACAGGGGAAGUCAGCCAGACAGGGGAAGUCACCCAGACUGAGGGAGUCAGCCAACCAGACAGGGGAAGUCACCCAGACUGAGGGAGUCAGCCAACCAGACAGGGGAAGUCAGCCAACUAGACAGGGGAAGUCAGCCAGACAGGCGAAGCACCCAUGGAGUGUCUAA